CAACAAGCUACGAACGUUUACACCCAUGUAUAGAAACUUUACAAACCCGAGCGGUAAGCCCAAACUGGGCGAUAAAUGUUACGCCGAUGUCUACACUGUCAUCUGCGUUCUAAAUAUCGUGUGUUCGUUGACAGCAUCUUUGGGGAAUUUCUUAGUUCUCGGUGCAGUUUGGAAGACACGAAUCUUACACAAGCCGACGAAUUUGCUCGUCUCUGGACUCGCUGUGUCUGACUUGGGAGUCGGAGUUCUUAUUCAGCCAUUAUUCACUUUGUUUUUGAUUUUGGAAAUGAGAUCAGAGGAAUUUAUUCCAGAUAUGUGGAAGAUCUUUAGAUCCAUACAAGCCGUUUUUCAGUCUGCGACUGUUCUGAUUCUAACUUCGAUCAGCGUAGACAGAUUUCUCGCCCUUCAGCUGCAUUUAAAGUACGUUUCCAUGGUUACAAUUAACAAGACAGCCACCUUACUGUGUUUUAUAUGGGUUACAAGCGCUUUCUGUGCGAUGACGGUUUUCAUCGACAAUAAUUUAUAUCGUAACUUUAUAAUCACGCUUAUACUGUUGUGUCUCGUGAUAAAUUCUUCCAUGCACUUCAUGAUCUAUCGCAUUUGUCACCGUCACCGAGUUCAGAUUCAAGUUCAAAUACGAGCACAAAACGGACUAGAAACUCUUAAUAUCAAACGCUACAGGAAAUCUCUUAUCACCAUGAUUUUCUUGUUUAUUUUACUCAUGGCGUGUUAUCUUCCUUAUAUUUGUAUGCGUGCUGCUGUGAACUUCAUCCAUUGGUCCUUACCGUUCAGGAGGUUUGUGAUGAGGUGUACGCUCUUUUUGGUUUACUUGAAUUCUUCGCUAAAUCCGCUGGUGUAUUGCUGGCGCAUGAGAGAGAUGCGUUCCGCUGUGAAGCAGUUUUGGAAAUCUCUUCACCCGUGAGAGUGCUUUAAGUCACUCGCUGUCGCCGCAGCUGGUAGAAUUAACUUUAAAAAAUGACAAUGGAAAAUAGAAAUAAAAUUAGAUGAAUAAAUACUCGGAGAACGUGAAAGCGCAGGAAGUUAUGGCCCUGUCUACGUGGGUGAAUGAUAACACAGUGGUCAAACGUCUACGCAUGUGCAAACGUUUUAAUGACUUUGAUUAUAGGAACACAGUGGCAAAAUGAGUGCGCAUGCUUGUAUCACACGAGAACAUAUAUGCGUGUAAAGGGAUGGGAGCGACAAUAUUUCCAUAGUAACACUGUCGAGGCAAAAUGGCGGCAUUUUUAAAAUUCCCAUUCCUUGUUUUCAUUUUGCGGGGAUAAGCCCAAACCAAAACAGAUAAGGUUGCAGUUUUCAGGAAAGUUUCUGUCGAACAUCUUCCGUCAUAUAUCUUACUCAACAAAAAAAGGUGUUGCGGGAACAGAUAAGAAUUUAGCGGCUCAAGUAGAGUAUCCGUAAUAUUGUCAUCGUCUCCUCUCAGGAAAAACUCCCUGGAGAAGAAGUUUGUUGUAUCAGCAAAAACCUUGCGUCAGCUUUGUUCGCAAAGGAAAAGUGCUAGCCCUGAGCAUGCGGAGCAUGCGCACCCAUUUUGCCGCUGUGUCAACAAGAGGAAGACUAGAGAUGACUACACUGUCACGACCGGGUUGUUCUACACAAGCUGCAAAUGACCACUCAAGCCAGUGGAUCAUGGUAUUUUUAAACUUCAAAACAGAAUGGUAAAUUAUCAGAAUACUCUUGCUUAA
Messenger RNA from Pocillopora verrucosa, 1703 nucleotides. Its product is annotated as QRFP-like peptide receptor. Gene Ontology annotation, biological process: G protein-coupled receptor signaling pathway. NCBI's taxonomy places the organism in Eukaryota, Metazoa, Cnidaria, Anthozoa, Scleractinia, Pocilloporidae. Gene Ontology annotation, cellular component: membrane. Gene Ontology annotation, molecular function: G protein-coupled receptor activity. The record is from RefSeq and is a predicted model, not a curated record.